Molecule: messenger RNA, 732 nt
Organism: Brassica napus (rape)
Lineage: Eukaryota; Viridiplantae; Streptophyta; Magnoliopsida; Brassicales; Brassicaceae
Product: structural maintenance of chromosomes flexible hinge domain-containing protein GMI1-like
Exons: 3
Coding region: 114-689 (191 amino acids)
Source: RefSeq, a predicted model, not a curated record
UUAAACUAAGUUCUGAUUUGUCGAUGACUUCUCACUAUUGUUACUAGUUAUAUUCUGACUUUUUUUUUUUUUAAACAUGUAGGCAAAUAAAUUUCUGUGAGGAAGAAGGAUGCAUGCUUUCAACCAUUAAAGGAAUCUCAAAACUGAAAAUCCGAAAAUCUUCAUCUUUCCCAAUUAGUAUUAUAGACACUGAAAAGUGUGUACUUAUUGAUGAUAAUGAAUGGAACAGAAAACUUGUCAAGCAAAAAGAAAAGGAUCCAUCAAGAAUUGAUUUGCUGGAUGAGAAAGACUGCAGAACAUUGAAAUUUAAUGGGGAAACAACUAUUGGUGCAUCAGUGUGUGCUGGACAAACCCUACCACAACAGAUUGUUGCAGUUGUUAGACCUGCUAGCUACACAUCUUCAAAGCUGUCUAAAAAGUUGGACCAGAAACAUUUUGUGAAGAUGGAUAGAGAGAUGCUCAUGGAAGUAGAACUACAAGGCACACAAAUGAAAUCAAGGGAGAAGAAUGCAAAACCUUUGUAUUCGGAUCGAUGUUUUCCUACAAACCGUGGAGGGUUGCAUGGUCUUUACAUCUUUCAACUUGAGUCCAAGAUCCCACACUUGUUCAAAAAGGCUGGCACUUACAUUUUCAGUUUCUCUGUUGAAAGUCUUACAUGCCACUUAAAAUAUCUACAAGAUAUCACAUAAUCUAAUUGAUAGAAUAUAUAUUUUCAUUUCAGGGUAAUUCAGU